AACUCAGCAACCCUUUCCCCUUCGUUCCAUCAUUAGAAAACGCCGCCUUUCCCCCAGACGAUUUUAAUCUGCAUUUUCUUCGACGACGAACCAAGAUGUGGAAGUUAUCGAUGCUCGUGUCUGCACUGAUCGUUGUGGGGCUUUCCUGUCUUCGGGGAUGCUGGGGGUCUUCCCGGCGUCUCCGGUAUCAAUUGGAACUGAUGCGGAGUGAGCAGUUCCGAGAUCGAGAAAGGAUCGAAAUUCUGGAAAAAAAUUUGUCGCAUGUCCGUGGGGAAAGAAAUGUUCCAGAUGCUGUACCGGCAUGGCUUGGAGAUAUUCUAGAAGAAUUAAAUAGUGAGAUUGGAGAAGUAGUCACCGAACUGCGAAAAAGAGAAAAAGUGGAGGCGAUGUUGGAAGGACUUCAGGCUAGGCAUGAACAAGGAUUCGAACAAUUACGACGGUUAGAUGAAUUGGUAAAAGUUAUCCAAGAAGAACAAAAGAGUAUUUCUCGCCGGGCAAUGCUGUGUAAUGAAACUGCAUUAAAAACUGAAGAAGUGGUGGCAAAUUCAAUUGAUCCAUGGAAAGAAGAAGGCUCUGGAGACUUAGAGGAAGCUUUUUUGAUACCAACACAAACGUCGCCAAGUCUUAAGAAAACUGAAGAUAAUGUUAAAAUAUAUCUUGAUAAAGCUGUUCAAGAAUUUAAAAGUCAACAAAAUCUUGAGCUGCAACGACUGGAGCAACGUAUGGAUCAUAAUCUCCUUUCAAUCAAAGAGGCAAUAAAUAAGUCAAAAUCAGGACGAAAUGAGCUGAUUGAAGAAUGUCACAAAUUAAUAACAAAUAUGACAGAUGAAUUCCAUUCUUCAAUCACUCAAAUGAAAAACGUCUCGGAUAGUCUAUCAAAUGUUUGGAAGGAAGUUUCACAAGUGGAAUUCAACGCAGCGCAGUACCAAGCAGCUCUCGACGUGCUGGAACGUGACUGGGCAGCAGACAACAAGAAAAUCUUAGAUUUACAGACGGAUUUGGAGCAAACGAAAGUUUUGCUUCGUAAUCAAAGUCAGCAGUUUUUGUCUUUGGAACUGAUGGCUACCAACAUGUCCCUCCAGCAAUGCCACAAAGAUGGGACCACAACAAAGAAUCAGUUAAGACUCCAGAAUUUGGAGGUGCGAUUAGUACAAACUAACAUGAGGUUGGAUUCUUGGUCAAGGCAAGCUGAUAUUUAUCGCAGUACAGUGAAAACUACCAUGUAUAAUUUUCAGGAUGCUGUUUCCAAUACAUCUGGAAAGGUAGAUGCUAUGAAAGAGGAGUUACACGAAUUUCAAACAUACCUAAAAAGAUUCAUUCACAAACUUCCGAAAGAUUGUUCAACAGUUAAACGAAGUGGCCUUAUUUUGAUUCAAGCUCACUCAGCGCCUGUGGAAGUUUAUUGCAAUAUGAACGAAGGAGGUAGGUCCUGGCUCGUAAUUCAGAGAAGAAUGGAUGGAAGUUUAAACUUCUUCAAAAACUGGACAGAAUACAAACGGGGCUUUGGUCAUCCAGCAGAAGAAUUCUGGAUCGGUAAUGAAGUUCUCCAUCAUCUAACAUCUCCUUCAGAUGUGGUACUCCAUAUUGACAUGUGGGAUCUUUUUGGAAGAUAUUGGUAUGCAGAAUAUGACAGAUUUCACGUGAAAUCUGAAUCAGAUUUGUAUUCAUUGGAACUAGGAGAGUAUUCUGGGAACGCGACUGAUUCCUUUAGCCACCACUCUGGAAUGGGGUUCAGUACCCAUGACAGGGAUAAUGAUGCAUCAAGUGCCCAUUGCGCGGUACAUCAUACAGGGGGAUGGUGGUACCAGCAUUGUCACAGAGCUGAUUUGAAUGGGCGGUAUCCUUUGGGAAUGACGUGGUAUGAUGAACGUAGUCACGACUGGCUGCAAUUGCAACGGGUUGAAAUGAAAAUUGCUCCAUUUUCAGUUAUAAAGAAAUUAACUCGUGAAUGAUUUUCACAUAAUCACGAAGCUUAGUGAAAAAUAAAUUUGCUGCCAGCAAAUCUUCACUUCAGAUAUUGUGAAUUUGAUUACGUUUAUAUUUUUUAAAGGUAUUUCUAACUUACACGUCUUAUUCCUUCUAAACUAUGAAUUUUUCAAAAAAAAAGUUUUGUUCACUGUUUAAAAAAUUAUUUUGGGCAUUAUAGUGACUAAUAAGUGUAGACUUUAAGCUCAGAUAUUUUUGUAUUAUGAUUAAUUUAUUAGUAAUAGACUAAAUCAGUUGUUAUAUUAGCGUGUAGCUAAUUUUGGCACGUUGGAACAAAUUCGAUAAAACAUUUCGAAAACUCUGCUACUCUUCAAAAAAACAAUGAGUUUUUGUUUCAAAAACUAGUUGUAUUAUAAAUUAUAUUAUAAAGGAAUGUAAAUAGAAGGUUUUAUAUAGAUAAUUUUUAAAAUGCAGAACUUAGUGAUCCCAGACCAAAUACAUUUUUUUGUGUUAUUUAGAAAGUAGCAAAAUGCAAAUCCCAUUUCUGAGCUGAAUUACAUUUCAUUGUGCGGCAUAUUAACGUAGCACUGUUAAUAUUUUUUUUAUGUUAUUUUGAUGUCUUCAUGGAUACUGAAACAAAAAAUCUAUGUACUAUUUUCUAAGAUUUAAACCACAAUCAUAAACUCAAAUGAUAACCUUGGUUUUGAAUAGGUAUUCAAAGAGAAAAAAGGUUGUUGUUUUAUAGCUAAUAACUGGAUGAUCAUCUGUACAGUGAAUAAAAUAAAACAUAGGAACAGAAAAUAUUAAUUAGUAAUAGACAAGUAAAGUAAUACAUUUAUGGUGUUGUUUUUGUGAUAAUCUUAUUGAUGUUUUUUCAAAUGAAAUGUAUACCUGAGAGUUACAUUCAUAGAUUGGCUGUUUGUUGUUGUAAGUUAUUGAUGUGCUGGAAAAAUCGUCCUUUGUAAAUGUCACACCUAUUUCUUAGUUUUGUGUCAUAAUCAAUUUAAUCUAACUCUAGACAAUGUACAGUCCGCAAAAAAAAAAAA
Molecule: messenger RNA, 2972 nt
Organism: Parasteatoda tepidariorum (common house spider)
Lineage: Eukaryota; Metazoa; Arthropoda; Arachnida; Araneae; Theridiidae
Source: RefSeq, a predicted model, not a curated record